Sinocyclocheilus grahami is the source of this 2341-nucleotide messenger RNA. RefSeq names its product potassium channel subfamily K member 2-like. Gene Ontology annotation, biological process: potassium ion transmembrane transport; stabilization of membrane potential. Lineage: Eukaryota; Metazoa; Chordata; Actinopteri; Cypriniformes; Cyprinidae. Gene Ontology annotation, molecular function: potassium ion leak channel activity; outward rectifier potassium channel activity. The record is from RefSeq and is a predicted model, not a curated record. Gene Ontology annotation, cellular component: plasma membrane. The transcript is spliced from 7 exons. Bases 357 to 1481 code for a protein of 374 amino acids.
AGAGCGCGAGCGCCUUGUGAGCGUGGAGACGGACAGUGAGCGCGCUCAUGAUGAGAAGAACAGCCAGUCCAAUUAUCCGUGUGCCUUCAGUGGACACUCCCUUCUCACUUCAGUGCUUACUCAAACACGAAAUCCAGCGCUGGAUUCCAAGAUACUGCUCGCGUGGAGAUUUAAAACUGGACAGAGGCAUGAUUGUCCAGAAGAGAAGACGGAGGGAUGAGAGUGCGUUUGGUGCCAUGAUUAACAUCCAGUUUCUGCUUGUGUGCUCCUGAGAAGAACGAAAAGACAAGAAGUCAAGUGGUCUAGCACUCAAGACAGCUGAUGAGGAGCAGCAGGAAGAAGAGAUCUGUCAAAGUAUGGCUGCACCUGAUCUUUUAGAUCCUAAAUCAGUCACACGCAACACCAAACCACGGCUGUCGUUCUCCUCCAAGCCCAUUGUAUAUAACUCGGGGGAUGAUUGUGAUACCAUAACCACCGUAAUGAAGUGGAAAACAGUAGUGGCGAUCUUCCUGCUGGUUGUUCUGUACCUGAUCAUCGGAGCCACGGUGUUCAAAGCCCUGGAACAGCCCCAGGAGAGCUCGCAGAAGUACCUCAUCGUGCAAGAGAAAAUUAACUUCCUUUCAAGGCAUACCUGUGUCAACGUCUCUGAACUGGAGGACCUGGUCAAGCAAGUGGUGUUUGCUAUCCGGGCCGGGGUCAAUCCCUCGGGUCACCCCUCCAAUGAGAGCAGCAUCUGGGACCUCAGCAGCUCCUUCUUCUUCGCAGGUACUGUCAUCACCACUAUAGGAACAAUUUGGAACGUUGACGUGUGCAAUGAAGAGCGCAAUACAAAAUGGAACGUGAGCCAAACUAAAAUCCGUGUGACAUCCACGGUCCUGUUCAUCCUGUUUGGGUGCCUGCUCUUUGUGGCCCUCCCAGCCCUCAUCUUCCAACACAUUGAAGGCUGGAGCACUCUGGAGUCCAUCUACUUUGUUGUCAUCACUUUAACCACUAUUGGAUUUGGAGACUUUGUGGCAGGAGGUUCUGAGAUUGAGUAUCUGGACUAUUAUAAGCCCAUCGUGUGGUUCUGGAUCCUGGUGGGCCUUGCCUACUUCGCUGCAGUUCUGAGUAUGAUUGGAGACUGGCUUCGAGUCAUCUCCAAGAAGACCAAAGAGGAGGUGGGAGAGUUCCGCGCUCACGCCGCAGAAUGGACGGCUAACGUGUCAGCGGAGUUCAAAGAGACGCGCCGCCGCCUGAGCGUGGAAGUUUACGACAAGUUUCAGCGAGCAGCGUACAUCAAGCGCAAGCUGUCAUCAGAGCUAGGCCAAAAUCCAGGUCAGGACAUGAUGCCGUGCAAGAGGACCCUGUCUGUAAACUUCACGGAUGAACUUGAGAAAGAAGGUCUCCCUACAUUGACCAAAAAUGGCAGCCUGUACCUAAACGGUGUAACUCCGGACUUCCCAGAUCACGGCGAGAUCUCCAUCAUUGAACAUCUCAAAUAAAGCUCAAGCUUCUUCUGCACAUGCGAAAACAGGAAGAUGCAUUUGUGUCUACAGCUAUGUUUGUUCACAAAGCUCUAUCAGAAGCAUUCAUAUCUUUCCUGGAUGUAUGCUGGAAUCAGUGAGCGGGUGCAUUUAUGCCUUGUGCCAGUCAAAUGAAUCACGUUUUGUAGGAUAACAAAGUCUGUAUUCUUGAGCAAAACACGACAGCAGCGUUUAUUAUCCAGUGAAUCAUAUUUGUGCCUUAAAAUGACCUGGAAUAGACUUCCCAGAAGCUGCUACACUGAAUGAUACUGAGAAAUGUAUUGUUUUUUAGAGAAUGAACCACCAAUCUUGUCCAAACACUGACAAACUUAAUUGGUUUUUGGAUGCGUAUCCCAAACCCAGCAUGUGUGAGCGUCUGUUCAAAAACCAUUACAGGGUAUCAGGCAAGAAUGGCUGAGCGUUUAUGAUAUUGACACAGCUGUGAUUAGUGGUUCACCAAUUUAGUUUAUAUCUUGCAUUAGCACAUGGAUUUUUUUUAAAAAUCCACAUACACAUUCUGUUUAAAAGCAGUUGUGACCGAAAAGAUAUGAAACAGUGUUGGAGUCGAAGCAUCUCAGCUUGUUUCAUUGCAUAAUUUUAGAUGUGCUGUGCACUGAUAGCAUGAUUCUGUAAGCAAAUGCAAGUUUUCUGAUAGAAUUGGUCGUGAUUGGAUAUAUGACCAAUACACAAUCAUUCAUCUUUCAUUGCCUGCUGAAUAAAGAAAGUUGUGCGUUAAUGCAAUGUAUAAAUAUAUUUUUAGCAUAAAUCUUGUAACAUUUUAUGGCAGUUAAAUUUGCCUUAAAGUGAUAGCACAACCAAAAAUGACUUUCUGGCAUCAU